GGCGUUUCCCGACUACGACGUCGAGUUGGCUGGAUUCCUCCUCUUUGCAAGGGAUCGCUUUCGCGCAGAGCGCAGCUCAGACGCUCGAUAGUGCGUGCUUUCAGCAGCCUCGCAGACUGACGACGGCGCCAGCGAGGAGAAGGCUGCAUUGCAGAGCAGAGAAACUCAGAGAGGAGAGACGAAGGCAGGAAACAUGUGCAGGAGAGAGCAGCCGAGACGCCGGGAGGAAGAAUUCCACCGGAAAGACGAAGGCGUCUCAGAGCAGCGAAGAAGGGGGGGAGAGAAGACCGAGUGGAACUCCACGCAGGUUUUUCACAAAGAUAAUCAGGGACUCUGGGAUUCGCGGCGCUUUGGAUCAGUCCUCCCUGAACGAGAGUCAGAGUCAGCUAGGAAUCAGGAAAAAAAACUGUCAGAUCGAAUACGUGGUUUCGGUUCCAACCGCAGCCAUACAGGUGUUUCUGUUCUUUCUUUUGGAAUCUGCUGCGGCCUUCUUCGUGGGAGACUCUCAGUGGAGCGCAUGCACGAAAGGAAGGACUGUGUGGUGAAAAAGAGACCUGAACAACUCUCUUGUGACGCGCAAAAAGACCUCUCAGAAUCAGUUCUGCCGCCAACAGCCCCGACCCCUGCAGAUGCGAUUAUGGAGCUUGACGCAUGUCACCUGCUGUUUCGAAACUCUCCCUGCGUCCUCGCUUGUCCGGAAAGCUUUAGGAGACGAGAGAGAAAACACUAGGAAACUCUCAUGGCCGUGAUAAGAAGAGAAUGAAGGAUCAGAAGAAGCCAGGAACGAAAAAGGGAAGUCUUUUUCUCAGAAAAUUCUCAUUCGUCCUUGCCGAAACCUCCACCCUUCUCACACGGUGCUUCUUUCCCCGCGUUCGCUCUUCAGACUGCCUUCUUUUCCCCG
Messenger RNA from Toxoplasma gondii ME49, 901 nucleotides. RefSeq lists its product as hypothetical. Lineage: Eukaryota; Apicomplexa; Conoidasida; Eucoccidiorida; Sarcocystidae. The coding region runs from base 194 to 730 and encodes 178 amino acids. The record is from RefSeq and is a predicted model, not a curated record. The transcript has a single exon.